This is a messenger RNA of Penicillium lagena, 1737 nucleotides long. Its product is annotated as sulfatase family protein. The record is from RefSeq and is a predicted model, not a curated record. Gene Ontology annotation, biological process: phenol-containing compound metabolic process. Gene Ontology annotation, molecular function: N-acetylglucosamine-6-sulfatase activity; arylsulfatase activity; glycosaminoglycan binding. NCBI's taxonomy places the organism in Eukaryota, Fungi, Ascomycota, Eurotiomycetes, Eurotiales, Aspergillaceae. The transcript has 5 exons. Bases 1 to 1737 code for a protein of 578 amino acids.
AUGAAGCUUCUCCUGCCAAUCCAGCUGAUAUUAUGCUGGCUGGCUGUCGCCGCCGCCAAGCAGCCCAAUAUCCUAUUCAUCUUGACAGACGACCAAGGCAAAUAUGUCGGAGGCCUGGAACAUAUGCCCAAGCUUCAGGAGCUCCUAGUUCAAAAAGGAACUAGCUAUCCCAAGCACUUCUGCUCCGUCGCGCUCUGCUGCCCAUCGCGCGCAAAUCUCUGGACUGGCCGCAUGCCACAUAACACCAACGUGACCGACGUAAAUCCGCCAUAUGGUGGAUAUCCAAAAGUGGUGGACGCCGGCUGGAACGACAACUACCUGCCCCUAUGGAUGCAGGAUGCCGGGUACAACACGUACUACGUGGGCAAGUUGUGGAACGCACAGACAGAAGAGAACUACAACAAGCCUCACGCCAGAGGGUUCAAUGGGUCCGAAUUUCUGCUGGACCCAUGGACAUACCGCUAUUACCUUGCGCGGAUGACACGCAACGGCGGCCCCCCUGAGAAAUAUGACGGACAGUAUUCAACUGACGUCAUUGCGAGUAAAGCUGAGGGCUUCCUCGACGAAGCACUGCAACAUGACAAGCCGUGGAUGCUGACUGUGGCCCCGAAUGCACCGCAUGCUAACGGCUCAAGCGAAAACGGCGUCAACUGGUUUGGCGAGCCUGAAUAUGCGCAUCGCCAUGCGGAUCUGUUCAAGGAUUACAAAAUCCCGCGAGAUGAAAGCUUCAACAAGCUGAUUGAUGGUGCGGUCAGUUGGGUUGGCAGUAUUCCUGAACUGAACCAGACUGUCGUUGAUUACAUCGACGAGUUCCAGCGUUGCCGGCUCCGUGCUCUGCAGGCCGUCGACGACUUGAUCGAGAAACUGGUCACCAAGCUCGAGAAAGCAGGAGAAUUGGAUAACACCUAUAUCUUCUAUUCGACCGACAAUGGGUAUCACUUGGGUCAGCAUCGUAUGCAGCCAGGCAAGAACUGUGGUUAUGUAGAUACCGAUAUCCACGUCCCUCUGAUCGUCCGGGGACCUGGCAUCCCUGAAAACGAGACACUUGACGUGGUUACCAGCCACACAGAUCUGGCACCGACCUUCCUCUCUAUUGCUGACUCUACCCAACCUGGGUUGGAUGGCAAGAAGAUUCCGACGACUAUCGCGGGCAGCCAAGCACAAAACAAGACUGAGCAUGUUGCUAUUGAGUACUGGGGUCUGGCUGUGCCGGAGGGAGUCUACGGAUAUGCCAGUGAUAAGGACGGUGAUGCUGGUAAUUCCUACAAGAACAACACAUACAAGGGUAUCCGACUGGUCGCAGACGACUACAGUCUCUACUAUUCAGUGUGGUGUACAAACGAGAAAGAGUACUACAACUUGAAGGACGACCCAGCCCAAACGGUUAACCUGGCCGCUCACCCAGCCAAACACAGCCAGUACCGUAUUGCCAGCCGCGAGCUGCCGCAGAUCAUGGAUCGACUUGACGCGCUCAUGAUGGUACUCAAGUCGUGCGAAGGAAACGCCUGCCGGUAUCCAUGGCACCAGCUCCACCCUGGCGGGAAAGUUGACACCCUUGCGAAAGCACUGGAUUCUUCAUAUGACAACUUCUAUGAGAAGCAGCCCAAGGUCACGUUCUCCAAAUGCGAGAUCGGUUAUAUUGUCAAGGAGGAGGGAGCCCAGCGUUUUGAUGUGUAUGGGCACACCGGGAGUGGGAAGAGGGCUUGGGCUUGGGAUGAUGCAUUCUGGGGGUGGUAG